GCGAUGGAAAAUAAUUUCUCAUAGUUAUCUAUCGGCCAACGCUUUUUGGAUGAUUAUCCCCCCUAUCAAUGCCGCAAUCAUACAACUAACAGACCACAUCCAUUAUGAACACUGAGCUCCAUCAGGUCUCGAAUGUCUGGGACCGUAUCCGUGUUAACAGCCCAAUAUACGCGUUCCUUCUCGACGACGUUGAAAUCUAUAGCGCGCAAAAGGGGAAAGUUAAUGCUCGCCUUCGUGUUGCUCCUCAUCAUCUGAAUUCCAAAAACACACUGCACGGUGCCUUUUCCGCAUGUGUCACUGAUUGGGCUGGUGGGCUUGCUAUCGCGUCCUGUGGCCAUGACUCUACAGGCGUGAGCACCGAUAUCCAUGUCAAUUACGUGUCAACGGCCACGACAGGGGAUUGGCUUGAGAUUGAAGGCUGUGCAGAUAAGGUUGGGAAGACGCUUGCUUUCACGACAGUAAUUAUUUCCAAAAAAUCAGAGGCGGGGAAGAUGACUAUCGUUGCCAAAGGUUCACACACGAAAUACCUCAGAACCACUUGAGGAUAGCUCUCUUGAUAUCCAUGACUCGCCGACAGCGUCUUGCGCGCUGCAGAAACAUCAUAGAAUAGCUCGAUGGCUAUUCGUCAAGUACUUAUACAAGCCCGCCAUCUUCUUUGCAUCUGGCAUGAUUACAUGUUCUUUGAAUGCUGGAUUCACUCGGAUAGCGGAGAUUAUAAACCCAUUCUCGAUAGCUUUAGAUACCUCACCAUCUCAUCAAGAUGUGAGGCAAUAAAGAAUGGGUACAUAAACCGUCUAGUCCGUUGUUAAGCUAUAGGAUUCUAAUUAUUUCCACCUCCUGGUCGCAUCCAAAUGAAACUCACAAGUAUGGAUCUGACACCUACG
Molecule: messenger RNA, 884 nt
Organism: Aspergillus novofumigatus IBT 16806
Lineage: Eukaryota; Fungi; Ascomycota; Eurotiomycetes; Eurotiales; Aspergillaceae
Product: PaaI family thioesterase
Exons: 1
Coding region: 105-542 (145 amino acids)
Molecular function (GO): fatty acyl-CoA hydrolase activity
Source: RefSeq, a predicted model, not a curated record